AUGGAAUAUGUGGCCUGUGUGAAGAAACACCAACUCUUGACUGACAGUAAUGGUGAUUUUUCAAGCUGGGAUGAACAUUUCAGUGCCCCAUUUGAUGAGCCAUUACCAGAAAUUGAAGCAAGGUGUUGUGACCAAAGUGUUCUCAUAAGCAUUCACUGUGAGAAAAAGAAAAGGUUUCUCGAGAAAAUCAUUUCUGGAAUAGAGAAAUGUCACCUAACAGUCAUCAACAGCAAUGCAAUGACAUUUGGGAAUUGUGCUCUUCAUAUAACCAUCGUUGCUCAGAUGGGCAUGGAAUUCUGCAUGACAAUAAAGGAGCUUGUGAAGAAACUACGUUUAGCUUUUAUAUUUCUAGUGUGA
Messenger RNA from Gossypium arboreum, 357 nucleotides. Its product is annotated as transcription factor bHLH25-like. The transcript is spliced from 2 exons. The record is from RefSeq and is a predicted model, not a curated record. Lineage: Eukaryota; Viridiplantae; Streptophyta; Magnoliopsida; Malvales; Malvaceae. Bases 1 to 357 code for a protein of 118 amino acids.